GGUAACCACUCGCAACACUAUAACGUAGCAGUAAAAACGCAACGUCAUUUAAAGCAAUCGAUCGACCUAACCUCAAAAUUAUUUUGCGCAAUGUUAUUUUAACAAGUGUAGAGUUUUAGACAAUACUGUUUGCUUUUCUUAGAAGAAAAUUAAGACCCGUACUUAGUUCUUCUGUAUAAGCUACCGAACCAACAAUGAACAGUAUUGGCGAAGCUUGCAACGACUUAAAACGAGACUACGAUGCAUGUUUUAACACCUGGUUUUCAGAAUACUUUUUAAAGGGACAUACAAAUGAUUCCAUGUGUGCCCCGCUUUUUAAGGUUUACCAAGAGUGUGUCAAAAGAGCAAUGAAGGACCAACAAAUAGACUUUCACGAAGUUGAAAAAAAUUUACUAGGAACAGAACAGGAAAGAAAACCGCCCCAGAAACCUAGCUGACCAUGGACAUCUGUGAUUUGCUCAUGGAUGUGUUCAAACAGAAUUCCAGAUGCAGUCACUAUAAUGAGCAGUCAAAAUCAUCACCAAAUAAAGCAGCAAAUGCCUGACGAGUCACAGUUUGAUGUCUGAAUUAAUGUAUUGUGUUUUAUCAGUUGUUCACCUUCACAAUGCAUAGUAAUAAUGUUGACAUAGUAUAUUUUAAUAAACGUUAGAUUAGUG
Messenger RNA from Zophobas morio, 656 nucleotides. Its product is annotated as TP53-regulated inhibitor of apoptosis 1-like. Gene Ontology annotation, biological process: phospholipid translocation. The record is from RefSeq and is a predicted model, not a curated record. Gene Ontology annotation, molecular function: phosphatidic acid transfer activity. The transcript is spliced from 2 exons. Lineage: Eukaryota; Metazoa; Arthropoda; Insecta; Coleoptera; Tenebrionidae. Bases 195 to 437 code for a protein of 80 amino acids. Gene Ontology annotation, cellular component: nucleus; cytosol; mitochondrial intermembrane space.